UUCAAAGUGAAGAUGUGGUUACUGGCCACCCGAACGCCUUCAUCACAGGGAAUUGGUCAGCCUCGUCAUUGCGGUGACUCCACUUGCCGUUCGUCUUGGAGUUAAGGUGGAUAUCGACGGCCAGCAUGACCGUGCUGUGGUAGAUCUGCAGCCGGUUGCGCUUCGCAGAGUCCUUCUCCAGCCAUGAGAGCGACUCCACAUCCGGUACAAACAACUUUUCCGGCAACACAUUGUUUAGAAUCCCCACGAGUGAAAGCAAAACAUCCGACGCUCCCGUCUGAAAUGGGAUCUCCACACUUGUACCGGCUUGCCCAUAUCCUUCACGCAUGUUGAAGUAUCUGAUACCGUGUCGAAUUUUCGGCUUGACGCUGAAAUACUCGCAGUUGGUUUUGGCACAAAGUUUCUCGGCGGCUGCGAUGAGUCCGUUGACGUCCUGCUCCUUGGCGCCUCGAAAUACUGCAGCUGUUCUACCUACAUUGCACCAAGGGGUCAUAUCGGAAACUUCGGUGGCGAUUACUGCACCACCCGACGGACAUGCGUCCAGCUUCAGCAAGAAAUCCUCGAUAUCUUGUGGAGUCUCAGCGUACACGAGCGUAUCGAUCGGCUGGUCCACAUUCGCCACCUUGUUGCCUCGACCUAACUGGUGGUCAAAUAUGAACUCUCUCAAAUCUAGUGCUGAUCCCUUAGUCGCUGCGUACUCCUUGCUGGGUAAUGAGGGAGCUGAGAAGGCCACUUUCCCCCCGUACGUGUUCAAAUUCAAAUAUUUCCUCAUCACAUGGGAAAGAUGCAUAUCUUCCGAUGUCGCCCAGGACGGCAUGCGCUCCUUCAUAAAAUACUCAAGCCACGUCUGUUCCAGAAACCACAUACCACUGAGGUAGUCCUGCUCCUCCAUGUCGGUGACUGCGAGAUCAUAUCCAACACUCGGCCAGCUUCUGUAACCUUCGAACGUCGCUGCUCGCCGAUGACCGAAGUUCCCCCACACACCCUUCUGGCGCUGCAUGUACUGGAUGUAGUCAUACACAGUCGUGGAAUCAAUGGGACGGUCGUCAUCCACGAUCAAAACGUACUUGGUCGUCGCCAUGUAUGCCAGCAGGAAGCGUCCGUGAAACUUAUGGUUAAAGUCGGAUGUUGUGACUUUUAUUUGGCUGUCGCGGUCAGGAUAUUCGAUACGGAUAGCACUGACGACGGUCUCGUACAAGUGCCACUUUGGUGAGUUGAAGCACAUGAUCCACACUUCCGGUGGCACCACAUUCUCUUGAUUGAGAGCUGCCUCGAGUUGUGUCCUUAGCGCCUCUGGUUCACCUCGGUAGACGUUGAAGACGAUGGUAGUUGACGUGUCGUUGGUGUCGAAGUUGGCUGUGUAGAACUCUUCGUUCAUUGCCAAAGUCUCGCGAGUAGGCUCAGUUGGUUCAGCAAGCGAGCUGUUCGCCAUGGUAUGAGGUUGACCGUUCUGCCGGAGAAUUGGAGAAUGCUUGAGUGACACGAUGUUGACGUUGUGAGCUUCUCCUCCGAUUGCUUUGAAGACCCAAGUGCCAAUCAUGAAUCCCAUGGAGAAGCAGAUGAGUAGCCACGCGACGAGACCGAAGUGCGCUUUGAAGUCGCGAUGAGAAGGCUGUUUCAUACUAGCGCUGAUGUUAACGGGAAAUCGCUUCGGGGUAGCAGAUUUCGAAGUGAGUUCGGGACGGGGCGCUAGUAGUUGAAAUGCUAUCGGUGUAUCAAUUUGGCGGCCUAUUGAAACCAGUAGCGUUCACGUGGUAGCGAUCGACGCAAGUAUGACGGCUCUAUUCUAUCGAAUUAUGAGUCAGGGUACAACGUAAUGUAGUAAAAGGCUGAAUGGAUUACCUCAACUGUUUCACUCUGUUUGUAAACAAAUAAUACGG
This is a messenger RNA of Phytophthora nicotianae INRA-310, 1880 nucleotides long. RefSeq lists its product as hypothetical. The record is from RefSeq and is a predicted model, not a curated record. Bases 327 to 878 code for a protein of 183 amino acids. Lineage: Eukaryota; Oomycota; Peronosporomycetes; Peronosporales; Peronosporaceae. The transcript has a single exon.